This is a messenger RNA of Epithele typhae, 1644 nucleotides long. RefSeq lists its product as uncharacterized. The transcript is spliced from 6 exons. The record is from RefSeq and is a predicted model, not a curated record. Bases 1 to 1644 code for a protein of 547 amino acids. NCBI's taxonomy places the organism in Eukaryota, Fungi, Basidiomycota, Agaricomycetes, Polyporales, Epitheliaceae.
AUGGCCUCCGACCCGGAAAAGCCGACCCGCCUCCAGCAGAAGAGCUUCGGGGUCACCAAUCGCAUCUGGAUCAUCCUCCUUGUUUUCGUCGCUCUCAUCUUCUUCACCCGCUCUGUCCUCCCCUCUGACUCCACAAAUCCCCGCCACCACAUCCUCCGCACCGACCUCAAGCCCAAGAACUACCUCAACGUCUCCGAGGAUGCCACGAACCCUUUCCCCUUCUGCCCUGCUCUCGGUCCAGGAGAUGAGCUUGCAUCCCGCUACGAUCCAGUCGUGCUCUCCACCACUCGCUUCCAUCUGGGAAGCGGCGCGCGCAUACAGCGCGUCAUCAACAAGGCCCUCGCGGGCCUCCCCGUCACUAUCAGCGUGGUCGGUGGCUCUGUCUCUGCCUGCCACGGUGCUGGCGACGACCCCUUAUCACCGACAUGCUGGCCAUCAAGAUUCUUCAACUGGUGGAACGGUGUCUUCCCUCACCCAGCAACUGAACUCACUAACGGCGCUAUGCGGAGAACAAGUUCAUCAUACUUCGGUUUCUGCAACGCCCAUCACAUACCAGACAUCACAGACCUAGUGGUCGUUGAGUUGGACGUGGACGACGCGAACUCCGACACGUCAAUGGACGAGUUCGAGCUUCUCAUUCGUUCGAUUCUCCUUCGGCCAGACACUCCCGCGGUCUUAAUUCUCGGGCACUUCGGUCCACAAGUUGCCCAGACAAGAGGUUUUGCCGGUGCCGAUCACUGGCACAGUCUUGUUGCUCAAUUCUACGACGUGCCUCAUGUCAGCAUCAAGCCCGUUUUGUACCCGAAGUACAUGCAAAACGCCAAAUCCAUCAGCCAGUACUUCACAGACCCCAUUCUCGCCAACUCCUUAGGACACGAAAUCCUCUCCGACGUCCUCGUCUCCUACUUCCAGUCCCAGAUCUGCACCACAUGGGCAGCCAUCAUGGGUCACUCAGCCGAAGCCCUCCCUUCACCAGCCUCCGCCGUCUACCCCGACGGCCAAGCCAAGCAGCCCACCGACGCGCGCGGCCUCUUCGGUGGCGUCGCACAACGCAAAGGCGCGGCGGGCGCCGCUGCCCCGAGCACGAACAGGGCGACCGCGCCGCCGCCGGCGUCCUCCCCCCAGGACCCGCGCCUGCGCGUGCCCCCCGUGCGCAUCAACCAGCGGCCGUCGGACCUCGAGGCGCACCCGCUCCGCGAGGUCGCGCCGUACUGCGUGUCCGCGAACGACCUCGUGAACCCGCUCCCGCUCUCGAUGUUCUCCGGCUCGGGCUGGGCCGCGUUCCACCCCCCGCCGGGCUCGGCCGAGACCACGUCGCACUCGCACUACUUCUAUUCGAGUCUGCCGACGAGCAAGCUCCGGGUGAACAUCCUCGCCGGCGCGGGCGACGUCGCGGUCUACUACGUGCGCGAGCCGAAGGAGAAGGUCGGGCUGGGCAGCGCGGUCGAGUGCUGGGUGGACGACAAUUUCCCGGGGGCGGUCGUCAUCGAGAACGCGGCCGACGUCGGCGAGGCGACGCCAACGCUUCGCUUCAUCGACCAUCACGUCCAGAGCGGACCGCACUACGUCGAAUGCCAGCUACUCGGCGAGGAGGACGACCGGAACAUGCCGGCGUUCAAGAUCAUCGGCAUCUUCUCGACGUAG